CGACUAUAGAGAUGACGGGCACGCCAGAAAUCGUGACCCUUCCAACAACUGGCAUUCCACAAGCGCUUCAACGAAUAGACUAUACACCCUUCAAAGAUCAACAGACGCCCAUCGUCAUCGACAACGGCUCCUCGACAUUACGCUACGGUUUUGCCUACGACCCUGUCACGAAAGGCACGCGUCAAAAUCCAUUCUACGGGCCAAAUAUCAUCUCUCGCUUUAAAGAUAGGAGAUCGAACAACCCCGUCCUAUUAUUCGGCGACAGUGUUGAAUUUGACAGCGGUGCACGCGCACAAGCGCGUACGCCUUGGGAAGGCGAUGUCUUGCUCAACUUUGACGCGUUGGAAAACGCGCUGGAUUAUGCCUUUGUGCAUCUCAACAUCAACAACACGGAUUCCCUGAACCAUCCUGUUCUCAUGUCUGAGCGCUUAUGCUCACCUUUGCAUUCGCGGGCCCUCACGUCUGAACUGAUGUUCGAGCUAUACGGUGCCCCUCGCCUUUUGUACGGCUUAGACUCCGUGAUGUCUUUUUAUCACAACAACCUUCCCGCCAAAAAAUCUCCAUUCACCUCUGACGGUCUCGUUAUAUCAUUCAACACGGCUUCCACUUCAGUUAUUCCUGUUCUUUCUGGUAGAGGUAUUCUUAACCAUUGCAAGAGGAUACCGUGGGGUGCAUCACAGGCAGCGGAUUACCUGCAAAAGCUCAUUCAGCUAAAGUAUCCGUCGUUCCCGGCUCGUCUUACAACCCCACAAAUUACAUGGGUGUUCCAAAAUGUCUGCGCUUUCCAUCCAGAUUUCACCUCCCUACUACGGGUGUUAAAAGAUCCAUUGCAACUCCGUGCGCAUGAGCGUAUCGUCCAGUUCCCAUUCUCAGCAGCGGUGGAGAACGAAAAGACAGAAGAGGAGCUCACGCGUCUAGCUGAGCGAAGGCGUGCACAAGGCAAGAAGCUUCAAGAAAUUGCAGCGAAUAAGAGGGCAGAAAGGCUUACAGAGAUGGAGAAAAAACUCCAAUUUCUUAAACAAAAAAUGGAUGCGCAAGCCGAGAUGUCGCCUGAUCGUGCUGCACAGAUGGCGCUGUCCUUAGGUUUUGAUUCCGUCGAAGAAACUCAGAACUAUAUCAAGAAGCUUGAGAAGAACAUUAACGAACGACGUAAGAAGGACGCUCCGGAGGGUGACGAGCAGGAGAAGGAGGAGCCGUCGUUCCCUCUUGUGGAUGUUCCGGAUGAAGAUCUCGACGAGGAAGGACUGAAAGAAAAGCGAAAACAAAAAAUGAUGAAAGCCGGAUGGGAAGCCCGUGAACGUACACGACGCGAAAAGGAACGCGAAAAAGAAGAGCGAGAGGCAGAGGAACAACGCGAAGCUGAAGAACGUGAACGCGACUUGGGUGGAUGGGCUGAACGAAUGAGACGCGAACACGAGGCUACGAUGGUGAGGAUUAAAGACCGUGCACGUCGUAAGGCUGCGUUGUCGGAUCGGAAGAGCGCUGUUGCGCAAGCACGGAUGAAGAAUAUUGCGAGUCUUGCUGCUGAUGAUCGGGUGCCGAAGAAAAGGAGGAAGGGGAAUGGAGAGGAUAUGUUUGGUGCCGACGACGCAGACUGGGCAAUCUACCGAAAAAUAAACACAGCAACCGUAUCCUCCGAUGAAGAAGAAGACCUCGCCCGCCUCGAACAAGUCGAAUCCAAACUCCUCCAACACGACCCCUCAUUCAUAGAAGAACACACAUACGCAGCACGUGCACAGCAGCGUUCCGCACUUAUGCAAGCAUUCCGACCUGCAUACCCCGAAGGUGACGCAGCUGGUGCAGCGAGAGUGCAUUUGAGCACGGAGAGGUGGCGGACGUGUGAGACUUGGUUUGCGCCUGGGAUGGCUGGGGUGGACGCUGCGGGUUUGGGUGAGGUUGUACAGAAUGUGCUUGCAAGGUUUGGGGAGGGGGAGAAGGGGAGGCUUGUUAGUAAUGUGUUAGUAACAGGUGCACCUUCACAACUACCCGAGCUCGUACCACGACUGCACAACGCAAUGCGUCCCAUUCUCCCACCCGAAAUGCCACUCAACAUCUCCAGAGCAGAUAACCCAGCCUUAGACGCCUGGCGAGGGAUGGCCGACUGUGCGAUGAGGCCGGAACAUUGGAACUAUGCUGUCACUAAUGCAGAGUAUCAUGAAUGGGGAGGAGAACGUAUUAAACGCUGGUGGGGCGGGAACUGGAAUUCUUCGUUCGUUGUUGAUGAAGAUCAGAAGUCAUGAGAGAUACUGAAAUGGGUCGACGAAUUACUGUCCCGUCUUCUCACCAUGUUCCAUAUGUAUCUUUCUGGUGUACGCUUUG
Messenger RNA from Fomitiporia mediterranea MF3/22, 2319 nucleotides. Its product is annotated as chromatin remodeling complex subunit. NCBI's taxonomy places the organism in Eukaryota, Fungi, Basidiomycota, Agaricomycetes, Hymenochaetales, Hymenochaetaceae. The coding region runs from base 12 to 2240 and encodes 742 amino acids. The record is from RefSeq and is a predicted model, not a curated record. Gene Ontology annotation, biological process: regulation of DNA-templated transcription. The transcript is spliced from 10 exons. Gene Ontology annotation, cellular component: cytoplasm; Ino80 complex.